Gigantopelta aegis is the source of this 909-nucleotide messenger RNA. RefSeq names its product neuferricin-like. The record is from RefSeq and is a predicted model, not a curated record. Gene Ontology annotation, cellular component: membrane; endomembrane system. NCBI's taxonomy places the organism in Eukaryota, Metazoa, Mollusca, Gastropoda, Neomphalida, Peltospiridae.
AUGAUAUUGACUUUCAUACUAAUACUUUCCAUUGGAGCAGUGCUUUGUGACAAACCUGACUACAAAGAUGACAUCAUUGACACACCAAUCUUCAAUGUCACUAACUCUGAAGCUAAGAAACCCAAUCCAGUACCAGAAGACAAACAUCAGACCCAACCCACAAAACAACCCCUUCCAGAAUAUUACAACCCUCCUUUUGAUCCUGAGAACCCAUCAGAACCAUUAUUUACAAAGUCAGGGGCUCGUCUUAUAACAAUCAAUGAACUAUCCGCACAUGGUAGUGUUAAUGGUACCUUACGUCCAAUAUGGCUGGCAGUAAUGGGGCGUGUCUACGAUGUAGAAAAAAGGUAUGAUAGCCAUUAUGGUCCAAAAGGAGGAUACAAUUUUUUCACUGGACGUGACGGAUCAAAAGCUUUUGUUACUGGAAAAUUUGAUGAUGAAGGCCUCACAGACGAUGUCUCAGAAUUAACACCUAUACAACUCAAAGAUAUUGAGGACUGGAUACACUUUUAUGACAAGGACUACACAUAUGUUGGUAAACUUAUAGGACGUUACUAUGACAAAACAGGAAACCCUACCAAAGAAUUGUACAAAUAUCAGAGGAAUCUGGCUAAAGCUGAAGAGAUCAAAGCAGAGCAGCAAGCCCAAGAAAAGCAGUUCCCUCCUUGUAAUUCCCGUUACACACCUGCUGAAGGAGGAUUAGUCUACUGUUCUACAAAUAGUGGUGGUAUUCAACGAGACUGGGAGGGACUUCCUCGAAGGUAUUUCAUUCCUGGUACAAAGGACUGGUGUUGUGCUUGUGUUAAUGACAAAGACUUAGACAAUCCUCACAUUAAAUUGUAUCCUGGGUGUGCACCUAAUGCUCCUAAAUGCAAAGUCGAUAAACAAAAAAUGAGAGAGGAACUCUGA